GUCUGCGUGCAGUGUGGUGUAGUGGAGCUCGAGCAGCUUCUCCCGAGUGUGAAGGAAACAACACAAACCGCAGCCUCAGGAGCAGUCUGCGCAGGUGGAUCUUGUGUUGAGCUUUGUUUUAUCUGACACAUGCAGUAGAUGAUCCACGUAUAGCCUGAAGGCUGCACCGCAACAAUGCCAGAGUCCUCAUCGGUCAAGGACAUUCGCUGCAGCUCUGCUGAAUGUAGAACAUCCCCCUUGAGGCAGUUUAGCCAAUCAUCGCUGCCACUGCACAGAAACUACGUCCUCAGUACCUUCUGCACGGAGCACAAUGUGCAAGCAUGUCUAUCGCACAUCAAUCAGGAGAUGUCAUCUCUUGGCCUCCCACCACUUUGGAUGGCGUCUGCUGGCAGCUCAGAGAUAAAUGUUGUAGCUGUCCUAAAUUGCAUGUAUGACCUGAUUCAGCUGCAUCGCAGGGGCGUGCGAACCCUGGAAAACCUGGAAGUGGAGCAUCUCAAGUCCAGCAGCAAUGUGGACUUCCUGCGGCUCACCAGCACCCAGCUAAAGACUGACUCAGAGGAUGAAGAAGAAGUGUUUGAUUCCAGUAAGGAAAGCGUAGAGCUGUAUUGUGCUCAUGCUCGGGAGAAGCUGACCAAUAGUAUUCGCCUCCAGUGGAGAAAACUCAAGAGCCACAUGGAAAGACUGGACAGCCAAGCUUCUUUGGCACAGAUGAGUGAGAGUAAAAACACUGAUGCUGUUGCACAAGAGACUCAGGAGGAGGAGAUGGACAGACUGAAGCUGGAGAUCCACCAGUGCAAAGACUUUAUUCAAACACAACAGCAGCUGCUGCAGCAGCAGAUCAGCUCUCCUUGUGAUGAGGAGACGGGUUCUUUGCUGAGUGACUGCUACGUGUCUCAGGGGAAAGAGCGUCUCAGAGAGGAGUGGAAGACCUUAGAGGAACAGAGGAAGAUCUUUGAGAGGGAGAGGAGAAACUUUACAGAAGCAGCCAUAAGACUGAGCCUUGAGAGGAAGACCUUCGAGGAGGAUCGUGCAACAUGGCUCAAACACCAGUUUUUAAACUUGAGUCCGUUUGCAGAAACAAAGAAACCCCCGAUGUCAAAGUCUAAAAGUGCCUUUUUAAUAUCUGAAUCGGAGGGGAGUGCAGCCUUAUCCCCGGAAAAGCUUGUCAAAUGCCAGUCUGACACAACCUCCCCCACACACAGAUGUUUCUCAUUCACAUCACCAUCCACAGACGACUUGUGUCGCACCCUUCGCCUCAUCCCAGAAAUCAGCUCAACCAGACCAAAGACUGAGCGUGUUGAAGAAUCAAACAUCUUUUGCAAUGGAACUGAUCCAGUUCAGCACAAGUGGUGGAACAACAGUAAAGAUCCUCACACAGGAAAUGAACAGCUCUGUGACACGCCAAAAAGUCUUAUCAUCUGAAUCACGGUUUAUGUGAAUUUGCUCUGAACAAACUCAAAGGAGUUGCGUUCCAAGUCUGUAGUUCUGUGUGACAAAGAGAAAAUAGUAGUUUAAAUGUUUCUUUUGUACAAGCUCACAGUUUUAUCGUUAGAAUUUAUGAUGUAUGUAUUGAUUUAUUUACUUUGAACUGCUAAACUUGCUUUGGGAGUCAUAUCUCACAUCGAUUCCUUAGACUUAAGGUAACAUGUUUUAGAAAUGCUGGGUCUGCAACAAAAGAUUUUGCUAGCUGUACAUAUCAGUUUAUGCUGCACCUACAAAUUGGCAUUUAUAUCAAUUUAUAACUAAUGUUAUGUUAAAUCUGGUGUUAGGGACAUUACAUAUGAACGUCCUUUGAAUCUGGCGUCAUCCUGUCCCCGUCCAUGCGGGUAAUAAUGCGUUUUACCUCAGCCAGUAAUGAAUGGUUUGCCACAGCAGUGUUAUUUCAGUGCCUGUGGCUGAAGAGAGGUAUCUAACUGUCCAGAUAAAAAAAGAAACUCAAUGUGCAAAGGAAGGAUUACAAUCUAAUAAUUUACAAUAAGGACAAACGGAACACUCAUAUGGCUUUUCCUCAUUGGAGAGCACUGUUUGUUAAUUACUCCCAAUGCCUGAGGGGGAAGACAAAAGUUCUGCACUGCAGGUUUAAGCGUGUCGACUGUAACAGAGUGAGAAUGUAACUUUAAUGCUGUUUAUAUUUUACAACAAACUGUAAAAUAUGAAUUAUGUGUCUGUGGUUU
Molecule: messenger RNA, 2174 nt
Organism: Paralichthys olivaceus (Japanese flounder)
Lineage: Eukaryota; Metazoa; Chordata; Actinopteri; Pleuronectiformes; Paralichthyidae
Source: RefSeq, a predicted model, not a curated record